Messenger RNA from Ochotona princeps (American pika), 903 nucleotides. It is a transcript of the gene CFAP68, whose product is annotated as cilia and flagella associated protein 68. The transcript has 4 exons. Gene Ontology annotation, cellular component: nucleus. NCBI's taxonomy places the organism in Eukaryota, Metazoa, Chordata, Mammalia, Lagomorpha, Ochotonidae. Bases 208 to 774 code for a protein of 188 amino acids. The record is from RefSeq and is a predicted model, not a curated record.
CAGAGAUGUUAACAAAGGCAGGUGGUGUGAGGCAGUUAGCUGAGACGGCAUCCUUUACAGCUACAUUAUUGGCUAUAACUCUGUGGGAAGGAGAGCAUUUUGUAAUUCCCCAGUCAUGGCCAUCUGGCCCUGGUGAUAUGAGUAAUCUGGAGUCUUUCUUUGCUCAGAGGACUGGGAAGGUCAGAUUGGGUGACAUCUUUAAACAACAUGGAACAGCCUAGAAGGGAUUUGUGUCGCUCUCCUAGGAUAGCCUCAAACAAGUCAACCUACUCAGGAUCAAGUUACUGUCCUUCAGGGAAGAGACAGACCCUUGCCUAUUUUCUUGCAAAUCCACAUUAUGGCAGCAUCAUUUAUGCAGACGGCCACGGUGAAGUGUGGACAGAUUGGAACAACAUGUCCAAGUUUUUCCAGUAUGGUUGGAGAUGCACCACUAAUGAGAAUUCCUAUUCAAAUCGUACUCUGAUGGGCAACUGGAACCAGGAAAGAUACGAUCUGAAGAAUAUUGUGCAACCCAAACCCUUGCCUUCCCAGUUUGGACACUAUUUUGAAACAACAUAUGAUGCAAGCUACAAUAACCAUAUGCCACUUUCAACUCACAGAUUUAAGCGAGAACCCCAUUGGUUCCCAGGACAUCAGCCUGAGCUGGAUCCUCCUCAAAACAAAUGCACAGAAAAAUCAACUUAUAUGAGAAGCUAUUCAAAACCUCAAGCUGAGUAUCGCUCUGGGUGCAGGGGGGAUCCUAACCUUCACCAGUUUCAAGCUCCAGGAUUCUAGGAAAGAAGCAACAACUUCAUUUUUACACCAUUGAAUGGAGGAGGGAGCACAUGUUAAGCACAACUAAACAUUUAGCUCACUUCUACACAAUGUCACUCUAAAUAAGUAAAUCUCAAGACCUUAAAAAUA